GCCCUUCUCCACGUGCACGUGUUAGAAAUAAAUAUACUCUAUCCUCCAUCUUGUUUCAUUCGUUCUUGAGCUCUAUUGGGGGUUGGGAAGAGCGCUCCAGGCUACUUUCAGCCUGCCCAGGCCUGUGGGAGCGGAUUGGGCUGACGAGGUAUUGCCAUGAUGACUCCCUUUUAAAUCGAAACAAGGUUGGAGAGGAUUGGAGAAGAGCAGGGGGUUUCAACGUUCCAACGUCUCUUCGAAAGGGGUAAGAGCUCAUUGGGCUUAAGUGUGAAGAGAGUGGUGUGUGAAAGUGUGUGCAUGAGACAGGGCUUAUCUGCAGCAGUUUACCCUGAAGCGAGUGAGGACCAUGAGUAGCGCGUUUCCCUACCUCCGUGAGGAGAAGGGCCGCGAAAACCGGGAAGCGAGUGUUGUACGUCAUUUGUCCGUUGUUCCGUGUUAGGCACCUCCCCAGGUUAGACAGAGAGGCUACCUAGACAGAGAGGCUACCUGAGUGUCGUCUGAACACGGGAGGGGAAGGGUGCAUCGGAAUGUUAUCUGUCUGUUGUUUUGUCUCAGACAUCCCCCCAGGUAGACAGAGAGGCUACCCCCAAAAGUCAUACGUCAUCUGCAAAGGGCAGAUAGGACUGGACAGGGAACAUGGGGCAGGGUGCUUCAAAACAGGACAAGAUGGAGAGGACAGAACAGAGGAAAGUUAAGAAAGGGUCUGGAAAGACUCAAAAGAAAAAGGGCGAUUGGAAAAUGACCCCCCUUGAAUGUAUUUUGCAAAAUUUCUCUGAGUUUAAGAAAAGUGUUGUCUCUUCUGGAGGGCCGGUCCCGAAUGAAGAGCAGUUGUCAAUAUUUUGUAAUGAAGCAUGGGUGGAGCUGGCUAUUGAUUGGCCAUUGGGAGGAACGUUUAACAUUACAAGGGCUCAACAGUUGGAAGCCACCCUUUUUGACAUGCUGCCAGACGAGUUAACAUCGUGGUGGUAUGCUAGGGGGUGGAGAAUCAUCUGCCUAGACCCACCUUCAGAGUGUGCACUGGAAAUGGCUUUGGCUCAAUGCCAAAUUAAUAAGGGAAAGAAAUUGGAAAUAAAACCCCCAGUUCUUCAGGCAGAAGAAGAAGAAUGGCUGGUUUCGCCUAUGGCUCCACCUCCGGCCAUUCCUUUGCCAGCACCACCAGUAUUACUAGUGCCACCACAGGGAAUUCAGCCACCACAGGCGGUCCAAUUGCCAGCAGCCCAAAUUGAGCCACCUACCCAGGCUCAGGCUGAAUCGUCAGUUCAGGCUGUGCCAUCAGUUCAAGUACAGCCCCCAACGUAUCAACAGUCUAUUGUUCAGCAGACCCAGUCCGCCAGUUUUGGAACCCCUUCUUCUGGAAGUACAGCAAUGGAACAAGAUUUAAGUCAAUCACCUAUUGCUGGAACUUCGUCUGGAACUGCAGUGACGUUCCAGGAUUUAAGUCAAUCCUUAAGGCGAAUACGACAAGAAUAUGAUAUUUUGGAUCGUUAUGCUUAUUCUGUGCGACAAAGCCAGAAUUUAGGAGCCUCCUCCCCAAAUGAUUGACCCACGUCUCCGGAUGAUUGAGGAAGUUAGGAGGGAGAACCAAGGAAUGGACAGACAUACCUUGCGGAGUGGGCACACAUAUAGCUCCACUCCCAUAAGUAGAGAUGAAGGCAGAAAUAGUCUUGCACCAGAAGAUAUUUUGGCCGAUGCCUCUCACCUUAUGGCACCAAUGCGAGAGAUGUUGGAUGGCCAGGGACAAGUUGCGUGCCCUUUACGACUUCUGAUUUAUAUAAUUGGAAAAAACAGACGCCAGGCUUGAGAGAAGACCAAGAUAAACAUUGCCAAUUAUGGGAGACUAUUUUUGCUAGCCACCACCCUACUUGGGCUGAUAUUCAGACAUUGAUGAAUACCCUUCUCAGUUCAGAAGAAAAGUCACUAGUACUUUCUCAGGCCACGGCUCUUGCAUUGGAAGAGCAGAGACAAGGUGGUAAUGCACCCGGUUUAGCCCCAGUACAUGUUUUACCGACACAAGAACCUCGUAGAUGGAUUCAAACCCCAGGAAUAGGAGCCCCGGAGAUUACUAGAUAUAAAAGACUAAUACUACAUGGACUUAAACAUGCCAUUCCUAAGCCAAUGAAUGUGGCAAAGAUAUAUGAAAUCCAUCAAGAGAAAGAGGAAACUCCCUCUUUUCUUAAUCGUCUUACCACAGCCAUGCGAAGAUUUACCACUCUUAAUCCAGAGGCGGAUGAAAAUCAACGGCUUUUAAUUUCCUUGUUUAUUGGCCAAAGUUCUUCAGAUAUUCGGAAGAAGUUGCAGAAGGUGGAAGGGGUGACGGGUAUGAGACUGGGACAAAUAAUGGACAUUGCGUUCAAGGUUUAUGUAAACAGGGAUGAACUAAGUAAAAAGGAAGAAGGAAAGUUAAUGAAAAAGCAAUGUAGCAUGCUUGAAAAGCAGUGCGAUCUGAUUGCGGCAGUGGUUAGUGUAAACCAAAUAGAUAAGGCAAGAGGGCCACGGAGGAGAUUGCAGAAGGACCAGUGUGCGAAGUGUUUGAAAAGAGGCCAUUGGGCAAAAGACUGUAGAAAUAAGGAGGUAUCUAGACCUCGCCAAGAUGGACGGGGAGGCCCACUUGAUUCAAAUCCACCCUAUGAGCGGAUGAUGGCUGCUAAAGGGGAACAGGAGGAAUCAGAAUGAAGAUGGACGGGAUAUGAGGGCGGCUCGUGGGAAGAACCAUAUGUGUCCCUUACCCUGAAUAAUUCGGCGAUCCAAGGACUAGUAGAUACAGGAGCGGCCUUCUCUAUGAUUCCACGAGCAAUGUCCUGUCUACCCUUGACCCUCACUAAAGAAACCAAAGAUGUAAUGGGAAUAGAAGGACACCGUCGUCGAGUCCCUUUGUCCCAACCCAUCCAGGUACACCUUCCAGGAAGAGAAGAUAAACAACAAUAUUUUACACAUCAGUUUUUGGUUUCAGAUGAUUGCCCUAUUGCAAUAUUUGGAAGGGACCUUCUAGCAAAGCUUCAAGCCCAAAUCAUAUUUAAAGGAAAAACCUUGGAAGUGAUGAUACCAAAGCAACAAGAAUGAGCUUUCCAAAUGAUCCUAAGGGGGGAGCCAGAAGUUAAAGAGAAACAACAGUGGGAGCCUCCGGAGGGGAUCCAUCCUGAUAUUUGGGCCAGAAAGAAUAAUCCUGCUCGUGCAAUCAAUGCUGAACCAGUGAAGGUCAGAUUGAAGCCUGGGGUAGGCCCAACUCCAGUACAUCAAUUUCCUUUGAAGCUGGAAGUACGCCUGAGUCUGAAGGAAUUAGUAACGGACUUUAUCCAUUAUCAAUGGUUACAUCAAACUACUAGUCCUCAUAAUACCCCCAUAUUUGGAGUUCCCAAGGAAGGCCGCCCAGGACAGUAUAGGAUGGUGCAAGACUUGCGAACUAUCAAUGAAAAAGUUUUAGAAGAUGUUCCAGUAGUGCCAAACCCACAUACUCUGUUGGCUCAUGUACCUGGCAAUACUACCCGAUUUACUGUGAUUGAUUUAAAGGAUGCAUUCUUUUCAGUACCCCUUCAUGAAGAUAGUCAAGAUCUUUUUGCAUUCCAAUGGGAAGACCCAGUUGACCAUCGGCAGUGUCAACUAACCUGGUCCGUAUUACCUCAAGGAUUCAUCAGUUCCCCAUCUGAAUUUACUAAGGCAUUGCAGAAAGAUUUAGGACCAUGGUAUCAACGACAACCAAAGUCAGCAUUGCUGGUCUAUGUGGAUGAUCUUUUGAUCUGUAGCCCAGAUAAGAGGAGCAAUGAACAGGAUGCUGUGAGCCUAUUGAAUCAUUUGCAUACUUGUGGAUAUCGAGUGUCCAAGGAUAAGGUACAAUGGAACCAGAAGCAAGUAACGUACCUAGGAUACUAACUAUCACAAGAGGGAUGAAUGAUCAACUGAAAGGCGGACAGCGAUUUGUGGUUUACCACCACCAACAAAUGUUAGGGAGCUACGAUCGUUCUUGGGUUUGGCUGGCUUUUGCCGACAGUGGAUACCAAACUACAGUAGCUAUGCCACUCCUUUGUAUGAGUUAUUGAAGAAGGAAACAGAUUGGAAAUGGACUAAAGAAUGUCACCAAGCUUUUGAAGACAUCAAACAAGCUUUGCAGAAAGCACCAGCUUUAGCCUUACCAGAUGGGCUUAAACCAUAUAGACUUUAUGUUUCAGAAAACAAGGGAACUGCGAGUGGAGUUUUGACACAGCAGUGGGGCCCUGAUCAUUUACCUGUGGGUUACUAUUCGUCUCAAUUGGAUCCUAUAGCAAGAGGAUGGCCAGCAUGUCUGCAAAUUGUGGCAGCUACAGGAAUCCUUUUGAAGAAAGCUGAAAAGAUCAUGAUGGGAGCCCCGGUAGAAGUACUAGGACGUCAUGAUUUGAAAAGGAUCUUGGGAGAGAAGGCAGCUAAGGUCCUUAGCCCAAGUCGGCUUACCCAGUAUGAACAGCAGCUGCUAGGACGACAAGGUUUACAUCUGAAAGCUUGUAAUACCUUGAAUCCAGCAACAUUACUGCCCCAACCGGGAGAAUUAAUACAUGAUUGUAUACAGACAUUGGAAUACUCAUUGAAACCUCGGAUAGAUUUGACUGAUCAGCCAAUAGCAGGACGACAUUUAUAUGUGGAUGGAAGUUCGAAGGUAAUAGAUGGACAGCGGUAUGCAGGCUGCGCUGUGUGUGAGGACCUGAGACCUAUAAAAAGUGUUAAAUUGCCACCUACCUAUUCAACCCAGAUGGCGGAAUUGGCCGCAGCCAUAGAGGCUUUGAAAGAAUUGAGUCAACAAGAAGGGAAUAUAUAUACUGAUUCUAAGUAUGUAUUUCAAACUGCACAUGCCUUCGCUAUGUUGUGGAAGGAAAGAGGUUUUAUUAAAAGUGAUGGACACAGAAUUGAACAUCAACAGAUGAUAAAGGAAUUCCUGGAAUGUGUCCAGUUACCAAAGAAAGUAGCUAUUGUUCAUGUGAAGGCCCAUGGAAAAGAAUCAGAUUCAGCUAGGCGAAAGGGGAAUCACCAAGCGGAUGAAGCAGCUAAGGAAGCAGCAUUGAGUGGACAGCCGUUGGAGAAGAAUUUAAUGAGCAUUAUGAUCCCAUGGAGAGAGUUGAUCCCUCAAUAUUCUAAAAAGGAAGAAGAUGCUGCAAUACAGUAUGGGGCUCAGAAGUUAUCCAAUGGUUGGUGGCAAUUACCUACAGGAUUAAUUUUUGUCCCAAAGGCAGUGCUUCGAGUUCUUGUACUAGAGACUCAUAAACAGACUCAUCUUGGAGGCAACGCUUUAGGAGAUCUUUUAAUCAGACAAGUGGUUGCACCUGGAUUAUAUGAAGAGACCAAGCGAGCAGUAUAUGGAUGUACUAUCUGCGCAGCAACUAAUCCUGCUCCAAAGCCACCGCCAGCCAUGGGAGGAAGACCAUGGGCCUACUAUCCUUUCCAGCGAUUACAAAUAGACUUUGCAGAAUUACCAAGAUGUGCAGGGUAUAAGUACCUGCUAGUUAUAAUAGAUCAAUUGACAGGAUGGAUAGAGGCCUUUCCCACACGAGCAGCAACAGCAAUUACAGUAGCAAAGAUACUGCUGAAGGAAUUUUUUCCAAGAUAUUCUAUGCCAGAGACAUUUGAGUCAGACCAAGGCCCACAUUUUGUGAGUAAAAUAAUUUGUGCUGUAAGUGUGGCCUUGGGAUUCAAGUGGAACCUCCAUACCCCAUGGAGACCACAAUCAUCCGGUCAAGUUGAACGUGCUAACUGGACGGUUAAGACUUUGUUGACUAAGCUUUGCCAAGAGACAAAGUUGAAUUGGAUAACAGCAUUGCCAUUGGCUUUAACCAUCAUGAGAAAUACUCCAAGGGGAAAAACAAAAUUGACUCCUUUUGAGUCACUGUUUGGCAGACCUCCCAAUGAGCCUGGGCCCCAGACAGAAAUUAAUGGGGAAUUGGGAAACAGACAAUUAUUAGAAUAUGUUACUGCCUUGCAGGGUGUCUUGUCUUCUAUUCACAGGCAUAAUCGUGAGUUUCAGAGGUUACCCUUGGAUGUGGCCAUUCACCAAUACCAACCAGGAGAUUGGAUACGAGUUCGGAAGUGGAAGCAAGAGCCUUUGCGGCCCACGUGGGGAUCACCGGAGCAGAUCAUUUUGAUUACCAAAUCGGCAGUAAAGCUCGUAGGCCAUAAGCGGUGGGUCCAUGCCAGUAGGAUAAAGAAAGCGGAACCUAUAAUUACCCAGGAACCAGAGAAGGGAGUAGCCAAGGACUCCCCACCUGGAGAGGCGAAGGAUCAGACGCCUGAAGAAAAGUGGUUGUCGGAAACCGUGCCGGGUUUCAACCUGAAGCUCAAGUUGAAGAAACAGAGAGACUGAGAUUGUAUGGGAGGUUCACGGAAACCUUUCCCCAUCCAGUACCAGGAGAUCCUAGGAGGAAGGUUCCAAUAACAAUAGUUCAAAUUGUAGAUACGUGUACUAAUAAUAGAAAGCAACAUCUACAUACUGUUGCUCGAACCUUUCUGAAUUCUGUUCUACCGCCCGAUAUUGAUCUAAAGACUGUACGUCUGAGGUGGUAAAUGGGAGGAUCACCACCAACGUUGCCACCGGAAUCAUACACUGUAGAUUGGAGAAUUGAAUCUUUGCAAACUUGGGGACGUGUUGAAGUAAAAGUUUUUUUGCCCCAUGUUCCAUUGAUUGCCAAUAUACCAAGAGAUCCUAGGCAGUAUUAUUAUCAUCCUAAAAUAGAAGCAAAUCUUACGUACAGGCGACGAGUGUGGCGUGUAAGGGCAGGUCAUUAUAUCCUUGAUCAAGGCCCUUAAGUCAAUGGGAGGAAGUGUUCCACCUUCCCCAUUAAUUGCAAUAAUAGCUGCAAGAAAUGAAAGGAACUAUCAAAGGUAUCUUCGAGUUCCUGUAGUAGUAAUUCAGAAACGACCACCUUUACUUGGUUCACGCCUUGAUAGACCAUAUCAGUGGCAUACAGUGGUUCGGACUUGGGUGAAUCACAGAAUUCCAAACAGUGGUAUUAGAUUUGUGUACUAGAUUUGUGGCCUAAGUUGUAUCUCAUGUUAAAAUGGGAAGAAACUCAGCAGAUAUUAAUUCUCUAGGCUUUAAGCCUAUCCUUGGUACUAUUUUGUGUCUCACUUCUUUAUUUGUGGUAUAUAUCUGCCUCCCAACUCCUUUUUCCACUCAAGAAGCGAGAAUAUGUAGAGAUCAAAGGAGCUCAUUCCAGAAGGAAAAAAGGGAAAGUGUGUUUGUUGAACUCGCUCAAGAGGUAGCCAAAGGGUUUAACCUUACAAAUUGUUGGAUCUGUGGAAGUCCAAAAGGAUUUUUGAAAUGGCCAUGGAUAGGAUUUCCCCUUGCACCCUACUGGCUUUUAAGUAACAAAAGUGAAGUACAUGUUAAUCUGAGCACCUGGACAGAACCACAUGAAUGGGAAUUGUACAAAUCAAGUUUGGGCAAAUAUUGUCUCCAACAGAAUAUUUCGAAAGGCAAAUAUGUUGGAGCCAGUAAAUGUAAUUGGACAUUGGGAUGGCGUGAAUAUUGUUCCAUUGGUAAUUGUCCAGUUACAAACUGUACUAAAUUUGUUUCCCAAUGGAAUAAUACACACAUCCAACUCGAAAAUGGAACAUGGUAUUCAUGUAUUCCUGGUGCACGUAAUCGGAGUUCAUGUAGGUCUAAAUGUUCAGAUCCUUACACAGAUAUUCAAUUGAGUGACUGCCAAGAAAGAAAUUUAACGAUUCCUACCAUCUUAAAAGAUCAAGGUUGGCUAUGGAAACACCUUAAUGGAACCAUUAUUAUGGGAUUUCAGAAUUAUUGGACAGUAUGGAACCAAACUAAUAAUGAUACUAGAUGUACAUACAGAAAUGAAUCCCAAUUAUGGAAGUGUAAUUUUGUUUUGGGACAAGGAUACCGCAUUGUCACAGGCCCUCUCGGUGCAAAGGAUACAUAUUAUAUUCCUUAUAAUAAAAAUUCUCCAAUUUUACACAAUACUACUAUGCCUGCAUUGAAAGGACACUAUUGGAUUUGUGAUCAAAAGGCUUAUGCAAUUCUCCCUUUAAAUUGGACUGGUAUUUGUUAUGUUGGAAUCAUACAGCCAAUGUAUACUAUAAAAGGUGGAAGUCUAAAUCCUUUAGUUCCAGUGUUUGAUGGAGAACAAUCUGAAAGAAAGAGAAGGGCACUUGAUCUUUCUUUAACAAAAGGCCAAGACAAUGGUUGGAGAGAUACUUGGACUCCAGAAAGGAUAAUUGAACAUUAUGAUCCUGCUUCAUGGGCACAAGAUGGUUCAGUGGGUUACCGCGGCCCAAUAUAUAUUUUGAAUCGCCUUAUUAGACUUCAGGCGGUAAUAGAAAUAAUAACCAAUCAAACAGCUGAAGCUUUAACCUUGCUUGCUGAUCAAUCAACUCAAAUGAGAGAAGCGAUACUUCAAAACCGAUUGGCCUUGGAUUAUUUGUUAGCUAAAGAAGGAGGUGUCUGCGGACUCCUUAAUUUGACAGAAUGUUGUGUGAAAAUUGAUGACAACGGCAAUAUAGUGAAAGACAUUGCUAAUAAAAUCAAAAAGCUUGCUUAUGUCCCAGUACAAACUUGGAAAGAAAUAAAUCUUGGAGCUUGGGGAAGUUGGUUCAAUUGGUUUGGAGGAAUGAAGACAAUGAUUGUAUUGGUUCUUUUGAUUUUAAUGGGAUGUAUGCUCUUACCUUGCCUAAUGCCUGUAAUCAUGAAUGGUAUUCGUAGCAUAAUAGAUAAUGCAGUAACUAAAAGUAGUAUGCAAAUGUAUGGAAGAAUUAUGUAUCAACAAGUGAUUCAGAAUGAAGAAGCUAUAUGAUAUAAAUAUCAAAAAGCUUCUAAGGGGGGAAUUGUGACACUGAAUUCUGUUUGUUUGACUGUUUGAAUUAAUAACAUAUUUUGUUCAAUUAAGCUUUCUUUGCAUAGUCUAAGUAAAAAGGAGUAUUAGGCCUGGUUUGCUGUUUUGAAUUCAUAGUAGAAAUGUAUUGAGAAUCACAUUGCUUGUGCUAAAAUGCUGACAAUUAAUUUACUUGUGUGUGUAAAGAGAAAUGCUAACUUGCUGAAUUGCAGAACCAUUGUUUGUUUAAAGCUGUGUCUGCAAAAUAGAUAACUGUAUUCUCACAGGCUUUUAGUUGCAAAUGCACCUGUGCCGAAGAAAGUAUCAGACUAUGUUGCACAUGUACAAGGCUAAGAUGAACAUAACAAGAUAACAAGUGUGAAAAACAACUUCUAAAUAUGGUUAUGAGGAGGAAAUGGGCAUGGAUUAAUGAUGUAGUUAUGAUGUAGAUGUGAUGAAAUUGAUGCAUGGAUAAUUAGUAAAAUAAAGCUUAUAAAAAGGCCAGCACAGCAGAGUCGGUCAGAACUGGCUUGGCCCUUCUCCAC
Molecule: messenger RNA, 9325 nt
Organism: Rhineura floridana
Lineage: Eukaryota; Metazoa; Chordata; Lepidosauria; Squamata; Rhineuridae
Product: syncytin-2-like
Exons: 2
Coding region: 4328-6319 (663 amino acids)
Biological process (GO): DNA integration
Molecular function (GO): RNA-DNA hybrid ribonuclease activity; nucleic acid binding
Source: RefSeq, a predicted model, not a curated record